Messenger RNA from Pyricularia pennisetigena, 540 nucleotides. RefSeq lists its product as uncharacterized. The transcript is spliced from 4 exons. Gene Ontology annotation, molecular function: oxidoreductase activity, acting on the CH-CH group of donors, NAD or NADP as acceptor. Lineage: Eukaryota; Fungi; Ascomycota; Sordariomycetes; Magnaporthales; Pyriculariaceae. The record is from RefSeq and is a predicted model, not a curated record. Bases 1 to 540 code for a protein of 179 amino acids.
AUGUCGAGAAGUAACGUGUCCGUCGUGCUGGCCGAGCGGCCCAAGCCCAAGAUCAUCCCGGGUAAAACCUUUGCCAAGAAGGUGCAGCCGGCGCCCACUGAGGCCGACCUCAAGGAUGGAGAGAUCUUAGCCGAGACGCUGUACAUUGGCCUUGACCCAGCUAUGCGUGGAUGGCUGAACGUUGGCGGUGAGAUCCUUGAUUUGGCGCUGGCUCGCGCUAAGAAGCACGCGCGGUUCGUCAUGUGCGGCGGCAUCAGCACCUACAACGCUAGCGAGGUCCGCGGGCCAAAGAACAUCAACAUGGUCAUCGCCAUGUCCAUCAGGAUGCAAGGCUUUAUUGUUUUCGACUACAUCAAGGAGUACGCACAGGCGCGCCAGGAUCUAGCCAAGUGGCUUGAAGAGGGCAAGAUUAAGCGCGGGGAGACGAUUGUGAAGGGCGGAUUGAAUGUCAUUGAGCAGACGCUGGUUGAUCUAUUCAACGGUGUCAACAAAGGAAAACUGCUCGUCGAGGUCAAGAAUCCGGAUUCUGCAAAGCUGUGA